UCGUCCCUCCGCUUCCUCGGCUGGAUCCUCGUAGUUUCAAUGUUCGUCGAAAUGAAGCUGGUUGUGUUGCUGGCGCUGGUUGGCCUGGCGAGCUGCCGCACUCUGCUGUUCGAUGAUGAUGACGACUUCGACGUCCAAUACACCUUCGAAGACAUCGACACCGAUGACCUGCCGUCUGCCUUCGCGCCGCGAGGGAGUCCCUUGGCCUCGUCCUACGCCUCCUCCCUCGCCCUCCCCACCGCCGUCGAGAACCUGGGGGCGCUGAGGGCGAGGCCCUUCCGCCUGCCCUCCGCCUUCGCCUCAGGAGGACCCCUGGCGACCUCCUACUCGGCCUCCUUCGUCCUGCCCUCGAGGGUGGAGGUCGUCGACGGCAAGUUCUCGUUCGACUCCGCGGAGGAGUGAGUCGCGCGGCGUCGGCCCGUCGCCUCUUCCUUCCAUUCUCCCUUUCUUUUUCACUUUUCUUUUCUUUCCUUCUAUUCUUCUUCACUCAUCUCCUCUUUCCUUAACAUUCUCCCUUUCUGUCUCUGAGCUACGUCCUGUGUCGGUCUGAAACAUAGAGCAAAUAGAAAAUAUAUUUUCGAUUCUUUUGAGAAAUAAAGUUCAUAAUAUAUCUAUA
Molecule: messenger RNA, 616 nt
Organism: Penaeus monodon (black tiger shrimp)
Lineage: Eukaryota; Metazoa; Arthropoda; Malacostraca; Decapoda; Penaeidae
Exons: 3
Coding region: 40-402 (120 amino acids)
Source: RefSeq, a predicted model, not a curated record